Molecule: messenger RNA, 708 nt
Organism: Strongyloides ratti
Lineage: Eukaryota; Metazoa; Nematoda; Chromadorea; Rhabditida; Strongyloididae
Exons: 1
Coding region: 1-708 (235 amino acids)
Source: RefSeq, a predicted model, not a curated record
AUGGCAUAUCCAAAUUUUAUUAGUAAAAUAUUUUCAAUAUAUAUGAAUAUAACUCUUCAUGUCAAAAAUUCAUAUAAUGCCAAUUCUGAUCUUGAUGUAGAUAUUUUAAUUGGAGGUAAAACUUAUUAUAGUUUAAACUUUUUAAAUAUGGAUAAUUCUAAUGAAAGAAUAGUUAGAGAAAAACAAUCAUACAAUAAUUUAAAAAAAGAUGAAUGUAUUUUAUUUGUUUCAAAUUUUCAUUUAACAGAAGAAGAUAAGCCAACAAAACAAUUUUCAAAAAUAGAUACUUUAUAUAAUAAAGAAUUUAAUUCAACUGAUUUUGGAUUUGUUAAUCAUGAAUGUAUCUGGUCAACAUUUUUUAACUUUGAAGAAUAUAAACUUAGUAUUAGUUCAUGUAUACCAAUCAUUGAUUUUUUUGCUUUAUAUACAAAAGGUUCAUCAUUAGAACCAGAAUUGGUAUUUGAUAAAUUUAAUAUAAGUAUUUCAAUAAGACUUAAUCAAAAUUUUGAAAAAAUUUGUAUGACACAUUGUAAUGAUUUGAUUAAAUUUUUGAAAAAAUUUGAUGUAUCAUAUAUGAUGCCUAUUGGUAAUCAAAUUAUAUUAAAUGAAAAAGUAAUGCAAAAAUUUACAAGAGAUAAAAAAUCAUUUAUUAUGAAUUCACCUAUGAUAGGAGACAUCAAUAAUUUAAUAUUUAAUUGUAAUGAAUAA